Molecule: messenger RNA, 2091 nt
Organism: Colletotrichum karsti
Lineage: Eukaryota; Fungi; Ascomycota; Sordariomycetes; Glomerellales; Glomerellaceae
Product: copper amine oxidase
Exons: 4
Coding region: 1-2091 (696 amino acids)
Biological process (GO): amine metabolic process
Molecular function (GO): primary methylamine oxidase activity; copper ion binding; quinone binding
Source: RefSeq, a predicted model, not a curated record
AUGUCUUCUUCAGAGCACCUUCACCCUCUUGACCCGGCCACCGCCGAGGAGAUCCAGAUCGCCACAGAUUUGGUCAAGACGCUCUUCUAUGGCAUUCCUCUUCAUUUCAAGGCCGCUGGCCUCGAUGAGCCCCCGAAACAGGAGAUGGUGGCUUACCUCAAGGCAGAGCACGCCGGCCAGCCUCUCCCGGAAAUCCCUCGUCGCAUCUUUGCGAUAUGGUACAUCAAGCGCACUCCUCGUUUGUUCGAGGGUGUCAUUGACGUUACCAACAAGCGGGUGGUUCAGCACGAGGAGUUGCCUAGGGAUUUCCAUGGCCCCGUCGACCGUGUUGAACUCAACGAAGCUGCUCAGGUGGUCAUGGCCAAUGCUGAUGUCCACAAAGAGCUUGAGCGUCUGAAGAUUGAGAGGUCCAACGUGGUUCUCGAUCCUUGGGACUAUGGUGUUGAUGGUAUUGACACCCAAGAGCGUAUGACACAGGUUUUCAUGUACAUGAAGAACCCAAAGAACAACGAUGUCGACUCAUCACACUAUUCCUUCCCUCUGGACUUCAUGGUCAUUGUCGAUCUUUGUGCCAUGAAGGUCAAGAAGAUCAUCCGACUACCCCUAGGAGCCGACGAGAGCACGACAGAGGGAAUGGAUGACAUUGCACACCGCGAGACCGACCCCGCCGAGCCGGAGUACGACCAUCGUCUGCAAAAGAACCCUCCUCGCACAUCCUUGAAGCCGUACAAUGUCAUUCAGCCCGAGGGUGCAUCCUUCACUGUAAAGGGCCAUCUGAUCGAGUGGGAGAAGUGGCGCUUCCGUGUCGGUUUCAACUGGCGCGAAGGUCUCACACUUCACGAUCUUCAUUUCAUGGAUAGAAGCACAUUCUACCGCCUGUCUUUGUCCGAGAUGUUUGUCCCAUACGGAGACCCUCGCAGCCCCAUCUACCGCAAGGGCGCCUUCGACCUCGGCAACGUUGGUGCUGGAGUUACCGCGAACAACCUUCAACUGGGAUGUGACUGCCUGGGCACCAUCAAGUACAUCAGCGGCUGCGUUGUUUCUGCAGACGGCAGUCCCGCUCCGCGACCCAACGCCAUCUGCAUCCACGAGAUCGACAACGGCAUCCAGUGGAAGCACACCAACCACCGCACCGGCAAGGCCACCGUUGUGCGCAAGAGACAACUCGUUCUCCAGCAGAUCAUCACCGUCGCCAAUUACGAGUACAUCUUCGCAUGGAUCCUCGAUCAGUCAGGCGAGAUCUCCUUCGAGACCAGAGCGACCGGUAUUCUGUCAACGCAGCCCAUCGACAAGGACUCCAAGGUGCCGUGGGGCACCCGUGUUGCCGACGGCGUCAUGGCUCCUUACCACCAGCACCUCUUCAACGUGCGCAUCGACCCCGCCGUCGACGGCCACCAGAACACCUUCACAUAUACCGACUCUGUCCCGAUGCCCUGGGACCAGAAGCUUAACCCCCUGGGAACCGGCUACGUCAGCAAGGAAACUCCCGUCAUCCGCGCCGGCCCCGUUGAGGAUAGUCUCAAGGAUGGUCGCGUCUUCAAAAUCGUCAACGAGAACAUCCAGAACCCCGUUUCUCUAACGCCGGUGGGCUACAAGCUGGUCCCGAUCCGCUCGCAAAUGCUUCUCGCGCAGCCGGGCUCGUGGCACUGGCGGCGCUCCGAGUUCUGCGAGGCCCCGAUCUGGGUCACCAAGUACAAGGACCGCCAGCUCUUCCCGGCUGGUGACUACACCAACCAAGGUCUCGGCGGCACCGGCAUCAAGUCAUGGACCAAAGAGCGCGACCACAUCCCCAACGACGACAUCGUCAUCUGGCAUACCUUCGGCUUCACGCACAACCCGCGGGUGGAAGAUUUCCCCAUCAUGCCCGCCGAGAUUGCCCAGUUCCAUCUGAAGCCUUACAACUUCUGCCAGUACAAUCCCACGAAUGACGUACCGCCCUCGAGCCAGGCCUUCAACAAGAGCACGUUGUAUGAGGAGUCCAAGACGGGCUCGUGCUGCGGCACUGAUACCCCUGCUGGGUCGGCUUCCAGCAAGGGUGAUGGCGAGAGCCCGUUCGUAAAGGUCACUCUACCUACCAACACAAAGGCUUAG